AUGAGUGAUCUCGACAGAGCCAUAGCCCAGCUCCGAGCCUGCCGCCCCAUCCCCGAAAACGACGUCCGCGAGCUCUGCCACAAAGCCCGCGAGCUCCUCAUCGAAGAAGGCAACGUCGUGACCGUCAACGCGCCCGUGACAAUAUGCGGCGACAUCCACGGCCAGUUCCACGACCUGAUGGAGCUCUUCCGCGUCGGCGGCGAUGUCCCCGACACGAACUACCUCUUCAUGGGCGACUUUGUCGACCGUGGUUUCUACUCGCUCGAGUCCUUCCUCCUCUUGCUCUGCCUCAAAGUUCGGUACCCAGACCGCAUGACGCUCAUUCGCGGGAACCACGAGUCUCGCCAGAUUACGAUGGUGUAUGGGUUCUAUGACGAGUGCUUGAGGAAGUAUGGGAGCGCGAAUGUUUGGAGGUAUUGUUGUGAUGUGUUUGAUUACUUGGCGCUGGGGGCGAUUGUGUUGGGGGCUAGUAAUACUCUUUCCGAGGGGGGUGGUGGUGGUGGUGGUGGUAGUACGGUGCCGGUGGUGGGGUCGGAUGUGGAGAUUGAGGUUUGUAAUGCGGAUCAGCAGAUUAUUUCGAGGUUUUUGAGGAAGGGGUCUUCUUCUUCUGCUUCUUCUUCGAGGGAGGGGAGUCAGGCGGGGGAAAGUCAGGUUGGGGAGGGCGGGAGCAGUCCUGAGAGGGGGCGGACGGAAGGGAGUCCGAAUGGUGCGGCAGGGGGGCAGCCGACGACGAAUGGGUUCGGGGAUGGCGGUGGGCCGCCGGCGCCGACGAAUACGGGACCGCCGGGGUCGGGGGCGAGCGGGGCGAGUGGGGGAAGUAUUGGGAAUCCGGCGGGGGCGGUGUUGUGUGUUCAUGGCGGGUUGAGUCCGUUGAUUGAUAGUGUGGACAAGAUUCGGCUGCUGGACCGGAAACAGGAAGUUCCUCAUGAGGGUGCGAUGUGCGACUUGCUCUGGUCGGAUCCGGAUGAGAUUGAUGGGUGGGGGUUGUCGCCGAGGGGGGCUGGGUUCUUGUUUGGGGCCGAUAUCGUCAAGGUGUUCAACCACAGGAACGACCUGAGCUUGAUUGCGAGGGCGCAUCAGCUGGUUAUGGAGGGGUUCAAGGAGAUGUUUGAUGCGAGUAUCGUCACGGUGUGGUCGGCGCCCAAUUACUGCUACCGAUGCGGGAAUGUGGCUGCGUUGCUGGAGCUGUCGGAGGAUGACUCUGGGUUGGGAGUGCUGGCGAGGAGUAAUGGGGAUGUGAACAGGAGUGACGGGAUGGGCGGGCAGGGGUCAAGAGGUGUUUUGAUGGAGAAUGACUUGCUGGGCUACAACAAAGCUGGGCCGGCAAGGAGGUAUCGGGUUUUCCAGGCGGCGCCGCAGGAUUCGAGGGGGAUGCCGGCUAAGAAGCCCGUUGCCGACUACUUUUUGUGA
This is a messenger RNA of Podospora pseudopauciseta, 1410 nucleotides long. It is a transcript of the gene PPH3, whose product is annotated as phosphoprotein phosphatase PP4 catalytic subunit. The transcript has 2 exons. Bases 1 to 1410 code for a protein of 469 amino acids. Lineage: Eukaryota; Fungi; Ascomycota; Sordariomycetes; Sordariales; Podosporaceae. Gene Ontology annotation, biological process: double-strand break repair via homologous recombination. Gene Ontology annotation, cellular component: cytoplasm; nucleus. Gene Ontology annotation, molecular function: protein serine/threonine phosphatase activity. The record is from RefSeq and is a predicted model, not a curated record.